GCGGAGCCAAACCGGCCUACUCACCAGUGCGGCUCUCCCGGGAGGAGCCGGAGGAGCAGCCGGGGUAGUCGGCGGUGGCGGAGGAACUCGCGCACAUCCUGCUUCGCGCGGUGAAGUGAAGGAGCCUGACGCCGCCGAUGGGGGACAGGUGCGAGAGGGAGACCGGCGCCCUCGCGGCGCGUUACCGCCGCUGCCGAGUCGGAACCACCAGCCACCCACCGCCACCCCGGUGAGGUCCCGUGAGCCUCCCCCUCGCUUCCUGCUAAGUUCCUCUCUAGACUGCGCGCCCAGACGCGUUCUCGCGAGGAUCGCUGCAGCUUGUUUGGUUCGAGCAUGGCUUAGCAGGCUAUUAUUGAGGCGCACGGCGAUAGAAGACAGGAUUGUCGUCACGAUUUUCAGCCAAUUUGCUUUAGGAGGAAUUUAGGAUUUCCUCAUUUUUGCAAGAAAAAGCGAUCCAUACCCAUCCAAAAGAAAACUAAACUGCAGAAGCAUCUCUUGUACAUGUUGCAACAUAGCUGUCCUGAGUGCUAGUGGACUUGGGUCCUAAGACUAAUUUAAGCCGCUUUCUUAGAUCCCUGGUGGCAAAUUCUAUUGUAGAUCCGGGUGAGAAGUGGGAGUGCCAUUUUGAGGCCUAGAUGUCCGAAUUGACUAGUUGUUUGCAACCUUCAGCGGUUAGUGCCAUCUAGUUAAUUGUUAUGUCAAUAAACUUUAGUAAUAAUGCAUGCAUUUCCACCAACCACUAGCAGCAUAAAGGCAACCUAUCUAUCGGAUUUACUCCCCAAAGAAAAAAAAUCUAUCGGAUAAGAUCGGAUCCCUCGAUCGACCAGAUGUUAUGUCACAUUCGCCUUUACCUUGAUUCAUCAUGUUUUUAUCAGUCGUUGGAUGAUCCAAUCAACAAAGGCAUCCAAUCUCUUGAUAUGCAUCAUUAGUUAGACCACCUUGAUCUUUGCAGCUAAUGUAGGUCCCAGGUUUAUGAAAGAUAAGCUAGGUAGAUUUGGUAUAUUGUUCUUCGAUGAACACUUUGCUGAAAUUUAUAAAGUGAUGUUCAAAUUGUUGUAUUUUUACAAUAAUUAUGGCAAAAAAUUCAUUAUACAAAUGUUGUGAAAUUGCUCAGAUAGUAGGCCUGUAUGAGUUAUACCAUAGAUGUGUCUUUCAAUCAGCUCUCUCCUUCUCCCUACCUGUGUGUGCCUUAUCCGCAGUGAUGAACUUGUGGACUAGAGUUAACAUAAAGUGAUAGCACUAUAUUUUACUUGUGUGUGUGAGUCACACACGAAUAUCCAAAUGAACCCUUUUCUAGAAGUGUGGAUAUGCGCUAUGAAUUCACCCAAUCUAUAUAUAAAGUGCUGUUCUAGUAAUUGCUACAGAUUGGAUAAAGAUGCUAUGAAUGCACCCAAUCAAUAUACAUGUUUAUCUAAUCUGUUAUGUCUUAUCUUCAGGGUCUUCUUGAGUAAAGUAUUAGAUUAAAGAAUGCCUUUACUAGAGAAACAAUUUGCGUAUGCAACUAUGAGUUUUUCUUAUUCUGGAUCUACCAUCAAAUGUUGCCUUGGUUUGCACUUUAAUGUUUCAACAGACUCUUGGCUUUCUGUAUGGUAUCUGGUGGCUAGCUUACUGGAGGUGGCAGCAGCAAUGCUAAACGUAUUUCUUGAUGGCUUGACCUUGGACAGGCAUACAUCAGAAAGUGACAAGUGAGAGUGUGCUCUUGCUGACCUUUUGUGUUCCAUACAGUCAAAAGUCUUUUAUACAUGUUAAUAUGGACAUAAAGACACAGUGUUUUAGAAAACGUCUGUAGUAUGAGAUACCCAACAUUUAUGGCUUUAUCAUCUGCAUUAUAUAAUGCAAUUUUGCAACUGACGAUGCUUUUCCUUUAGCUUUAUUCCCAUCUUGUUGUGAGAUAGAUCUGUGUGAAUUUAUUGAUGCCCGCUCUUCCCUUCUUCUCUCUAUUACCAACUUAUCCUAUCUUCUCUAUGAUUUAGGAGUUGUGUCUAUAGCAAGGAUAGCAUGUUAAUUUUCUCUAUCAUUUAUAGCAAGGAUACCAUGGUAAUUUUCUCUUGUUGUUCACCUUGUUAAUCCUUGUGGCCAUGUUAGGCAAGAAUGCAGUGCAGGCAAGACAGAAACGGCCAACAUACAUUCAUGUAAUUGCGCAUGUGGAUUUUUAUUAAGCUUUUAUAUGAAUGAACACGGAUCAGUACACAUACCUUUUGUUCUGUUUUUCCUUCUUUUCCCGGUUUAGUUUUAUCACAUUUUUCGUUGAGUGGACCUUAUGUCUCCUCCAGACUAACUUAAGAUAAGCACUGAACCAUGCCUGUAACUUAAGAUUGACUAGAUAGAUCUAAGGCUCCAAAGCAUAAAGUGUAAAAGUGAUGGGUUGAGAUAAGCUUAAUUAUGGAUAGCCUGGAACAAUCAUAUGACUUACACGUAGAUGUCUACAACUUCACACUGAAGAUGCAUUAGCACAAUGGGUCACCAAGGAGUUCUUGUGACAAGCAAUUUUCUGCAUAUCCGAAAUUGAAACUAUUGUUAUAUUUUCACAUUCUACAGAGCUCAUACGACAGCUUUGCUCUUUGCAGGUUAGCAUAAUUAGAAACUAAGAAGAUUACAUCAGAAUUAGUAAAGAGGCAGCAUGUUUGGCAGAGAAUUUCAGUGACAACCAUUUGUUCAAAUUGAAAUAAAAAGAGACUAGCUAGGGGGACCAAGUGAUUUUGUAUUAAGAAGGAAAUAGUCACCCAAUCUUUUUGUGAAGUGGACUCAAAUUUGGGUGGUGGAUAGUCAGCAUAUAUUGUGCACACCUACACCUCCGACUAACUGAGCAAAUCUUGAUUCCUGGAAAUCAUUAGUUCCUCCACCAUGAUAUUUGCUUCUCAUCAAAGCAACCACAACCGAUAAGUUCAUGUUCUUUUUUUUUAAUGAAACAGGAGGGUUUCCCCCUACUGGUUAUAUAUUAAUAUUAAAAAAGGGUGAAGAUACAAAUAAAAUGAAGCACAAAAGAAAAACAGAGAGUCCACAUGUCUAAUUUCUAUGCUGCAAAAAUCAUGCUACUUCUCAUUAUCAACAAAUCCAUAUUUAGAAAAAGGUACUUCCUUCAAAUUAUUUUAUGGAGUGCCCUGUUUAUGUUAACCAUAUUACUUAAUCAGUCCUUUCUAUACUACACUGAUCAGCGAGGUGUCAGCACAUAGUUGACUUGGCUACCAGCUAAGCUUGUGGAUGUUGGCACCAUAUGAAAGAAACAUACAGCUUUGUGGAGGAAGCAACACUCAUAGUUUAUAUAAUGCUUCAUAGAUAACAUGUGUAACUUAUUUUUUUUGUAUGCCUAAAUUGCUUUUUAUCGACUAACCACUCAUUCAAGGGGUGCUUUACCCAGUAGGAUUGCUGUUGAUGGCCCAUGCAGUUCUAAGCUGACAAAUCAUCCUCCAAAUUGCAAGAUUGCUAUGGUUCACACUAAGUGGUGGGGAUCAAAACAGAGCAACUAGGAAUAAACAUAUAAUUUGUGAGUGCGCAAGGAAUAUUUAGCUGCUCCAUUUCCUUUACAUUUAAGCUUAGAUGAUUCCUUUUCCAUAUUUUUUAGUAUUAGGUGCUGUCCUUAUCUUUCUUGUAGAUAGAUGUUAAGUUAUGUCACUGUUGGCUGUGUAUUUUAUCCUAAGUUGUCAUGUUUUCUCCUUGGAUCUGUUAAUGCCUAAAUAGUGUAGUUUACACAUGAGUCAAGAUAAUUGAAAUGAUUAGCUCAUCCAGCAUGUUCUUUUCCUGCAGUUAGGAGUUGUCUUUAUAUAAAAUGAAGAAGAAUUGCACUGAGUUUGUGGCAUUCCUUACUUAGUUCCUGUGAAGUCAUGAAUCCACUAAUAGAGGUCAAAUAGCUGAUUACAGCCAUAAUUUUCGCAGCCACACAUGAUGACCCUAUAGCUGGCUAGAAGCCCACAAUAUUUUACAGCCAACUAGCAUAACCUUAGAGAUAGUUUGAAGACGAUGAAACAGAUACAGCUACAGAUAGUGGUUAGUAUAUAUAUAUUUAUCUUAUUCGAGUCGCCAUGCAUCUUUCCUUGAACCAGACAAAUGCGAGUUCCAUUUUAUGCAAUUCUUAUAUCUUUCCUUGAACCAGACAAAUGCGAGUUCUGUUUUAUUAUGCAACUCUUAUAUCCGCGCUUUUGCAUAUGUACUUCUUAUACAGAAUUAUCAGGCAGACAAGAGAUGGUGCUGCGUGUGGCCCUCUGAUUCCCAGAGAAACCCACUGAGAUGCAGCCCACUUGCCACAAGCAAAGAAGCUUCCAAUUGCCUUCCCACCUUUACCAAAUGCUUUUUGUCUCAAUUGGUUGGCAGAGAUGAAAGGGGCAAGGGUGAAAGAGGUAGCGUAGCGUAUCGUACCAAAUAAAAGAAUUCAGUAACCAUAUUAUUGCAGUCUUUAUGGAGCCUAUAAAUACUUCAGCACAAACCAAGCUUAUGAUUCUACCUGAGGCAGACAAGAGAGAGAGAGAGCACACCUACGCAAGAGACAGAGCUACAGAGUUACACUUGCAGGAUUCUGAAAAAAGCUGGGUUUGUGCCCAAGAAGGACAUGGAGUACCCAAGAAGGACACUACUGCACACUCCAUUCUCUGGGCAUCCCUCUGGUUCGAGCCAGCCAGUUGAUGGAGCCACCGCCACAGAUGGUGGCUCUCCUGGAAGCAACUUCGACGCAAACGUCGUCAUGAUCCUGGCUGUUCUUCUCUGUGCACUGAUCUGUGCGCUCGGGCUCAACUCAAUAGUCCGGUGUGCGCUGCGGUGCUCGAGCCGAGCGGUUGUUGAUCCCGUGCCGAACCCGGUGGCACGUUUGGCUCAGAGCGGGCUGAAGAGGAAGGCCAUCCGAGCCAUGCCGAUCGUGGUCUACUCGGCGGGGCUGAAGCUCAAUGCUGCCAACCCGAUGUGCGCGAUCUGCCUCUCUGACUUUGAGGCUGGAGAGCAUGUCAGGGUCCUCCCCAAGUGCAACCAUGGGUUCCAUGUCAGGUGCAUCGACCGAUGGCUCUUGGCGCGGUCGACGUGCCCGACAUGCCGGCAAUCCCUGUUUGGAGCGCCGCCGAAGGCCUCUGGCUGCUCUGAGUCGAGCCGGGUCGAGCCUGUGCCUGCCCACUCUGUCCUCGUGCCACUCAGACCUGAAGGUUUGGCCACUCCAUAUGAUUUUUAGUUUCUUCAGUUGCUUCUUUGUUGUUUCAUGAUGGACAAGAGGGUGAGGAAAAGUAGGAACAAAAAAUUGUGAUCGUUAGGAUACUGCCAAUCUGGCUUGUACAUUGUUGCUGAAAAAAAAAAGAAUUGUACAGGUUUCCUCAGUUUUCUAUUUGCUUUGUUGGUGCCAAUUGUAGCUGGAGAAUGUGCCAUGGAAAAUGCCAGGUGCUCUGGGCCUUUUGUGAAUCACAAUUCAAUGUGAAUUUUCAAAA
Molecule: messenger RNA, 5399 nt
Organism: Panicum virgatum (switchgrass)
Lineage: Eukaryota; Viridiplantae; Streptophyta; Magnoliopsida; Poales; Poaceae
Product: RING-H2 finger protein ATL74-like
Exons: 2
Coding region: 4544-5149 (201 amino acids)
Biological process (GO): protein ubiquitination
Molecular function (GO): transferase activity
Source: RefSeq, a predicted model, not a curated record